Molecule: messenger RNA, 2621 nt
Organism: Ostrea edulis (European flat oyster)
Lineage: Eukaryota; Metazoa; Mollusca; Bivalvia; Ostreida; Ostreidae
Exons: 17
Coding region: 63-2384 (773 amino acids)
Biological process (GO): protein dephosphorylation
Molecular function (GO): protein tyrosine phosphatase activity
Source: RefSeq, a predicted model, not a curated record
UUGCCUGAUGAAGUGUUGAUGCCGUUCCAUGAUACUUUUUCUUUUCAUUGUGUGUAAGAAUCAUGACGAAUUUUAAGCUCUACUACUUGUGGAUUAUGUAUUGCUAUGCAACAGUGCUCACUAGAUUAGUAGGAACAUCGCCAUCAUUUGUGUGUAAACAAGCUUACCAGUCAUCAACCAAUGACUCUUUUGUCGCCAGCUAUGGUUGUGAUGACGACAUGGAGACUUUCUCUCUGACCAAUGAUGGGUAUUUUGAGGUGUGGUCUGUUGAGCUGGACAAUACUUACAUAAUUCAUUGGAUUUUCGUCAGCAUUGAUGCGGAAUAUCAAGUAUAUGUUGUUAAUACUGAUGGUCAAAGGAAUACCGAGUACCUGUGUCUAGCUGAAGGACGUAAACUAAGAUCACCCCAACGACUGAUCACAUGUGAAUAUCCUGAUUAUGUCGACGGGAAGGGGAAUAAAAUUGAAAUUCGACAAAUACGAUAUGGAUCAUUGAGAAUAUAUGAAGUUAAGCCUAUAGGACCAUCUCGUUUGGGUCAAACAAUGGUACAGAAUUGUACGGAUCUGGAACCAUUUUGCAAAGCUUUAGACGGCAACAUGGACACAUUUUACCAUUCAAAGGAAAAUGUCCAGGCCUCUUGGUUCCUACAACUGGAUAAAAACUAUGUGGUGAAAUGGAUACUGUUAUCAAUCAGGGGAGGAUACUAUGAAUUACACAUUAAAGAUGGUGACGUAAGAACCAGUUCGUCUACACUGUGUCGGAAUUUCAGUUUUACCGGACCAAAUGAAUUAAAACAAAACAACAAAGCCUUGGAAUGUAACAGAGAAAUGACAGGGAAUUCAGUUGUAAUAAUAAGGACAGAUGGUGGACCAUUGAGGCUGUUUGAAGUGUACCCCAUCAUUUGUCCAGAAAAACAUUACGGACCAAACUGCGCAAAAUGCAGGAUGGAGUGUAUAUCCUGUAGUCCGAUCACUGGUGUAUGUUACCGAUGUAAUGACGGGUUCUAUGGUGAUUUCUGUCAACACACAUGUCUAGAAAAGUGUUUGAACUCGAUGUGUGACCAGAUGACAGGUGAAUGUAAAGGCUGGAAAACAGAACUUACUACACACAGCAUCAUUUCUGUCAAAGAUGCACCUGUUACCAAGGAAAUGGGCAUCAUACAAGAUUGGAAAAGAGAAAGUGUUACACACAGUACCUUUUCUGACGACGAGACCCCUAUCACUAAGAAAAUGGACGUCACACACGAGGGCAGGUCCAACAGAGGUAACCAGACUCAGUCCAUCAUAGUGUUGUCUGUUCUCGUGGUGAUAGCUGUGGUUUUGCUCUUUAUUGUGGUUUUCCGCUUUAAAAAAAGGACGAAAACACCAAAAGUGGAAACCAAUGAGGAAAAUGUCUUUUCCGUGGAAUUCCAUCAAGUAGAAUCAAGAACUGAAUCUGAACUAGACGAGAUUCCCCACAACGAGGUUGGCGAUGUUGAGGAUGAAAUCAUCACCGUAGAGUACAGUAAUCUGACGUCACAAAGGGUCUCCAUUGAUAAGUUCAUCAGAGAAUUACCAGAAAAAAGAAGUAACGGAAUACUGGAGAAAGAAUUCGAUGAUCUUCCUACUGGACUACUAGAGUCCUACUCCAAUGCUCUGAAGGCUUCCAGCAGAAAGGGGAAUCGAUACAAAAGAAUUUAUCCAUAUGACUAUAAUCGCGUAAAAUUGAUGAGAACAUAUGCAAAUGAGAACGAUGACUUUUUCAAUGCAUCUUGCAUACAUGGGUUCAACAAGGAACGAGCGUACAUAGCCGCACAAGGUCCUUUUAAUCCCAAGACGUUAGAGGAUUUCUGGACGAUGAUCUGGCAGAAUGACGUCACAAGGAUCGUCAUGCUGACUAACCUGUACGAAGGAGACACGAUGAAGUGUCUGAAGUACUGGCCGGACACGGAUGUGGACAUCGGUCAAUAUACCAUAAUACUGGACAAUGUAGAUGUGUACGACCACUACGUGCUGAGAUAUAUGGUUGUUCAUUGUCAGGAAGAGGAGAAAAGAGUGACACAGUUUCACUUCACCACCUGGCCAGACAAAUCGAUCCCCGAUGAUCCGACGUCACUUAUUUAUUUCCGUAACCUGGUCAGAAAUGGACUCACUGCAUCUGAUGGACCGAUAGUCGUUCAUUGCAGCGCUGGAAUUGGGAGAACUGGAACAUUCAUUUCAUUUGAUUACCUCCUGGAAGAGGGCGCUGCAGAAAAAACAAUUGAUGUCAAGGGGUACAUUGCUUCUUUAAGACAGCAGCGCGGAGGAUCUGUGCAAACUUGUGACCAGUACAUUUUUCUUCAUGAGGCACUUGUGGAAGGAUUUUCAAACAGCAAUGUUCACCAUGGUUGUCUAUCUGUGUUGUAACAUCUGGGUGUACGAGAAAAAUAUAACCAACUUACACGCAAAUAGUUUGCUUGAUUUUCACAUAAGGAAAUAUAAGUAUGACAAGAUUGAUUCGAUGUCACGUAACAGGAAAAUAAUAAUACUAACGAACACUUUAUUCCUCGUGCAUUGCUCAUUUGUACAUUCUAUGCAGAAUAUUGUUUCAUAGUAUGAUUUUUCUCAUGUCUGUUUAAAACAAAUAUCAUUCCUAAUCAGAUA